Molecule: messenger RNA, 1179 nt
Organism: Dibothriocephalus latus
Lineage: Eukaryota; Metazoa; Platyhelminthes; Cestoda; Diphyllobothriidea; Diphyllobothriidae
Source: the annotation of a GenBank genome assembly
AUGCUCGCAGCGUCCAUGUUCACUCUCCAUAGCGGUAUUUUUGCCCGUGUGGUGGAAAAUAUGAUGUCAGACACAAACCCUAAUUGGGAUUUUGAUGCAGCACAGCAGCCUGUCACUAAAUCUGACCCCCAGAUGGACCCCUAUGCUAGCGUCCUCCUACGUGACAACAAUCCGCCCUAUCUGCAUACAAUCCACGAGGAACUGGAAGAGGAGGAUAGCGAGAUGGCCCACUAUAACUCGUUCGAUAGCACAGAGAACAGUGAUGAGAAGGCUACUACAACUGUAGGCCAGCAAACCACCGCGGACGAGGGUGUGAGUAAUGCUCAGUCACCUAUGGAGGAGGCAAACCGGUUCAUGGAGGAGAUACUAGCACAGGCCGUUUAUGCAAACAAUAACCGAAGUGACGUCACUGAACAUCCUGAUAUCUCCCGCUCUCGCACUGAUGACCAUGAGGAGGAAGUAACCUGUGUUUCGGGUGCGGACUUGAUCGUUCACACGACCGACCCCACAACAGAAGACCGUGACAUUAGUUGGCGCCGUUCCAAACAACCGCAGAUCGCCGACAUGGGUGCUCUUGCCAGUGAUGCAGGCCUUUUUAACCGUUCCUAUCAGAAUCCAUUGCAUUUGGCCGAGUAUGCGGCCAAUUUAGACGCAGACGCAAGUACCAGAUCCAGUUCAAGUCAUCCUGUUUCCGUCGAUGAUCGAGGGGACACUGUGCCGGACGCCUUUCCAGCUAUUGUCUUUGACUCUCCCUACCACUCAGAGGUCGGAAGUACUUCCUUCUUGCCAACAAAUACCCUUGAUCAAACAACAAAUCUAUCGCAGCGUGCUCGGUACUCUGUAUCCUUGAAGUUGCUCGAACUGCCGAGGUCCCACAGUCUUGGUGAACUGCAGACAAGUGUUUUAGCCACACAGGCACCUGAACGCUUCUUCUCAGCCAGUGACGUCUCUGGCCUUGCCUCAGUGUCCCUACCACCCGGCGUAUGUGCGCCACAAGUGUCUCGUCGCGAAAGAUCAGCCUCCCAGCCGCCCGGUGGUCGUACGACUGCUCCGCUCAAUGUCGGCGAGCUGGACUCCACGGCCAGUCGGCAUAAUACCCAGGCCACCUCUCCCACUGAGACACAGAUUCACAAUCUCACAGAGUGGCUCUUCUCCCCUACCCCAUCACCGCAGGUCUUU